GUACUUGACGUAUACCGAAUGGACCACUCUUUACGGAGGAAAAAGAAAAGGAGAUGACCUUGAAACCUCAGAGGAUACAACAUUUCGACAUUUGCCAUUUAACCAUUGUUGCGUAAGCUUCCAGCCCUUCAAACAUCCUUAUUGUGAUCUCCAGGGUAAUAUUUUCGAGUUGGAGCCAUUAUUGGACUAUAUAAAGCAGUACAAACACAAUCCAGUAACUGGAAAAACUCUCGACGUCAAGAGUUUAAUCAAAUUGAACUUUUUUAAAAAUGCUGAGGGCGAAUACCAUUGCCCCGUUCUCUUCAAAGUAUUCUCUAGACACACGCAUAUUGUUGCUGUUAAAACUACUGGAAACGUCUUUUCAUACGAAGCUGUAGACCAAUUGAAUAUCAAAUCGAAGAAUUGGAAAGAUUUGAUCAAUGAUGAACCUUUCAUCAGGUCAGAUUUGAUUACCAUUCAAGAUCCAACAAACGUUGAUAAAUUUAAUCUCUCGAGGUUCCAUCACGUCAAAAAUAAUCUUAGAAUUGAAGAUGAAGAUACAAUUAAAGAUCGUAAAAAUCCAAAUGCAAGAUUGAAAAUGGUAUCGAUGGAGACACGCGAGACUUUAGCUGAGUUGAAAAGAGAUUAUAAGCCUUUAAAAAAAGAAGAUGAAGCAGCAGAGGAAGUCGCUGAUAAAUUCAAUGCGGCUCAUUACUCUACGGGUGCAGUAGCAGCAGGUUUUACAUCCACAGUAAUGCCAAGAGAAACCAUUCACAAGGCAGCCAUUGUUGAUGGGGAUCUCGUGAGGUACGAACGAGUAAAGAAAAAAGGAUAUGUCAGGAUUAUAACAAAUUUCGGAGCAUUAAAUGUGGAAUUGUUCGCUGAUGUUGUUCCCAAAACCUGCGAAAAUUUCAUAAAACAUUGUCAAAAUGGUUACUAUAAUAAUACCAAGUUUCAUCGGUCUAUUAGAAAUUUUAUGAUUCAAGGAGGAGAUCCUACGAAUACAGGAAAUGGAGGACAAUCAAUUUGGGGAAAAUCAUUUAACGAUGAGUUCAAGCCAAAUUUGAUCCAUCAAGGUAGAGGCGUCCUAUCGAUGGCAAAUUCGGGGCCAAACACUAAUGGUUCCCAAUUUUUUAUUACAUUUCGAUCCUGUCGACACUUAGACCGCAAACACACAAUAUUUGGCAAAAUUGUAGGUGGAAUGGAAACAUUGAAUGCGAUGGAGAAGAUUGAAGUUGACAAUAAGGACAGGCCUAUUGAAGAUAUUAUUCUUCAGACGGCCCAGGUAUUUGUAGAUCCAUUUCAAGAGGCUGAUGAACAUUUGGCUGCUGAGAGGGCUGAAGAGAUCAAGAGAACUCAAAAAGAGGCUGAACAAUUGAAACUUGCAAAAAAAACCGAUAACAAUGUACUGAAAACUUAUAGAUCGGGCGUGGCCAAGUACCUUCAACCGUCAACGAGUUCAGAGUCGGUGCAUAACAGCAAUGUUUAGAAAAUUCCAUCCUGAGCACUUCGUCUGUGCAUUCUGUUUGAAACAGCUCAACAAAGGAACAUUCAAGGAACAAAAUGACAAGCCCUAUUGUCAUGGGUGCUUUGAGAAACUCUUCGGUUGAUGACCCAAAAAUGUAAAAAUUCAGAAAACAAUUACUCUUAAAAAUCUUUUAACAAGGUUAGGAUUUAAAAAUUUCAAUCGAACAGAAAAUUUUUUGAAAUACUAAUGACCGCACUGUGAGAAUUUUUUUUCCAUAUUCUCUUGAAUAUGUUACAUAACAAUAAACAUUACGUUUCUGCGUUUAGCGUUUAAUUGGUUUGUUUGAUGCUGAUUUUUUCUUACAUUCUCUAUGUGACACUCGGAAAUUAAAAUUUGGAAUUAAUAGGUAUCUUCAGUUGGAAUUUAUGGUACUAUUAAUACAGUAUUAAAGAAUCCAUUUAAGUAACGAAAUUAGUAAUACGACUGAAAUGCCAAAUAACUUUGAAACAUCUGUAAUAACAGAAUGGGUGCUAUUAUUUUUUAAUUUACUAAUUAACGUAGAAAAGAUGGGAUAUAAUUAAAAAUAUUAGUUUUAUCAUAAAUCAGGCUCCAGACUGUUUAUUCAGCUUUUUACAAUGAGCAAUAUUGUUUUUUGUUUUUUUUAUUAUUAAAGAAAACAUGAGUAAUUCUGGACAUUAAGAAACCGUUCAUGAACACAAAACCAUUAGAGGACUCAUUGUAAACGUAAUUGAAUUGAGGUAAAUAAUUCCAUAAAGAAGUGUAUUCUAAUAUCGACUUAUGCACGGAGAACACUGAGGAUAAACUCGGAGAGAAAUGCUCUAGUAUAAAAAUAUAUGAACAUUACUUUAUAGUUUAUGUACAAUUUUUUUAUGAUGAAACAAUGAAAUGUCUGCGAACCACCCUUAUUCAAACUAAUCAGUAUAAAGUGACCUAGAUAAAUUGAAUAUAUUAAAAAUUUAUCAUUAAAUAUUUUUUCGCGGAAAAAAGGAAAAAUUGAUGUAUUUGAAUGAUAAGGAUAAUGGUGAUAUCGAAAUUGAUCAA
Molecule: messenger RNA, 2509 nt
Organism: Fopius arisanus
Lineage: Eukaryota; Metazoa; Arthropoda; Insecta; Hymenoptera; Braconidae
Product: peptidyl-prolyl cis-trans isomerase-like 2
Biological process (GO): protein peptidyl-prolyl isomerization; protein polyubiquitination; protein folding
Cellular component (GO): catalytic step 2 spliceosome
Molecular function (GO): peptidyl-prolyl cis-trans isomerase activity; ubiquitin protein ligase activity
Source: RefSeq, a predicted model, not a curated record